AUGGUAGCUACAGGAAUGUCAGUUAUAAUACGUAUGGAAUUAAGUUCAGGUAAUAGUCAAUUUUUACAUGGAAAUAAUCAAGUAUUUAACGUAAUGGUAACAGGACAUGCUAUAGCAAUGAUAUUCUUAUUCGUAAUGCCUGUUAUUAUUGGAGCAUUUGGUAAUUUUUACUUACCAAUAAUGAUAGGUGCUAUGGAUAUGGCAUUUGCAAGAUUAAAUAAUAUAAUAGAUUUUGGUAUAUUUGCUAUACAUUUAACAUCAAUAUCAAGUUUAUUAGGAGCAAUUAACUUUAUAGUAACAUUCUUAAACAUGCGUACUAUUAAUGUACUUUACUUUACAGCUAUAUUAUUAUUAUUAUCAUUACCAGUAUUAACAGGUGCUGUAACUUUAUUAUUAAUGGAUAGAAACUUUAAUACAGGAUUCUAUGAAGUAGGUGCAGGAGGAGAUCCUGUAUUAUAUGAACAUUUAUUCUGA
Molecule: messenger RNA, 474 nt
Organism: Hyphopichia burtonii NRRL Y-1933
Lineage: Eukaryota; Fungi; Ascomycota; Pichiomycetes; Serinales; Debaryomycetaceae
Product: cytochrome c oxidase subunit I-like protein
Exons: 3
Coding region: 1-474 (157 amino acids)
Biological process (GO): mitochondrial electron transport, cytochrome c to oxygen; electron transport coupled proton transport
Cellular component (GO): membrane
Molecular function (GO): cytochrome-c oxidase activity; heme binding
Source: RefSeq, a predicted model, not a curated record